Orbicella faveolata is the source of this 1249-nucleotide messenger RNA. Its product is annotated as glutamate receptor 2-like. Gene Ontology annotation, cellular component: membrane. The record is from RefSeq and is a predicted model, not a curated record. Gene Ontology annotation, biological process: monoatomic ion transport. Gene Ontology annotation, molecular function: signaling receptor activity; ligand-gated monoatomic ion channel activity. Lineage: Eukaryota; Metazoa; Cnidaria; Anthozoa; Scleractinia; Merulinidae.
UUAAAUUUAAAGGCCGUUUCUUUGCACGAGGUUUGAUGUUGAACUAAACCAGUAUAAGGUUCAUUAACUCUUUAUAAUCAAAACCCAUCGUCCCUGGUUCAAACUGAACUGCAAAUCUUGUCACUUAAUGUGGCUCCACUCAGGAAAAGUGGCCAGUGGAUGAAACCUUUAGUACGCUGCCAUACAAAUAAAAGAUAUUGAGCAGUAAUUCAUGUAAGAUGCUGCUUUUCGCCUUCUGCUGACGAAUUUGAAGCUGAAGUUAAUUGAGAUUUUUGACCGAAAGUGGAUUGACAACUAGUGACUACAUAUCGUGUUGUUAGGCAAGGCACUCGCCUCUCACAAUUUUUCUCUUUACUUAUAAGGGAGCAUAAGUUUUAUAGUAAAACCUGUCAACACGCUCGAGGGGAAACCAGCGAUCUCGAUAGACCCUUACCUAAUCCAGGUGGGGGAAGUGAUACUCCCAAUCUCCUUAUCAGGUACAGAAACGGAGAAAGUACUGGUUUGAUCUGGCAAAUUUCGCCCUAGUGCAGAAUUGUUUUCUCCUUAAUCUCGUGUCAUUAUGUCCUUACAGUUACGUGAGAGAUACUUUAUCGAGAGGACUCGUCGAAAAUGGUGGGAUGAACGUAGCCAGUGUCCAAAACCAUCACAGUCCAAAACAGGGAAAACACAGAGUCUUGAUGUCAAUAACAUGGCCGGAGUGUUCCUAGUUUUGUUGGGUGGUGUCAUUAUCUCCUUAAUCCUACUCGUUAUUGAAAUACGCUGCAAGAGGUUGGUUGUGUACUUCACAAGUAGCCAGAGUGCCCUUAAGCGACGGCUGAGUCGUAGUUGUGAGCCACGUGAACAGUCAAGCGUUCCCAAGGCGAUUCCGGUUCGAGUGGCUGUGGUGUUGUCCCAGGGAGACAAGGUGCUAAGACGAACUGAGGAAAAACCCACAUCAACCUCUUGGAAUAAGUUGUUUGGAAGAGGCUGAAGGUAGUUCAUUCCUUGCAUGGUGACGUCUUGUUGGGAAUGGGAGAGAUAUGUAAUGAUAACAUACUGCGGUGGGGAUUUGGUACGAGCAAAAGGGGUUGUACAUAUAAUACAGUCGAUUCUCCCCACAACUGCCACCUUGAGGAUAGGGGAAAGUGGCUGUUUUGAAGAGGUUGAAUUGGGGCUUUGUAUACCACUAUUCGUCAGUCUUUGACUAACAGGCCGUUGUCGAGAUGUUAUUUUGGCAGUUGGGACGCACUUGAGUGGUCCUUGCCACUUU